GCUGUUUUCGAAUCGGAUAGAGAAGGAGGAUGGGGCUCUCCCUCCGCCGCCGGCAGCACCACUCCCGGCGCAGCGGAUUCGAUCCAGGACAACCAGCCAAUUUCCCUUCCUUCCAUCACCCAACCCACCCACCUCGGCGCGCCGGCUCCUGUCUCGCCGGCGACGUCACCGGCAAGUACCAAACUGCCCCUGCCUGUGCCUCCCGCGCUGCGUCGCCUCUUCUUCUACCUAUAAAUACGGGUCGGGCGCCUUCCUCCACAAGAUUCUGCCAAAAAGAUCCCCUUGGAUUCCCACGCCCGCCCGCGCAUUUCGCCGGUCGCCAUCGGCCUCUCUCUCUCUUUCUCUAUCUCGUCGCCGCCGCCGCUGCAUCCCCCGCCCCGGUGCUAAAUCCAGGACGCGGCUGGCGGGCGUUUCUAUGGCCGAGCCGUAGGUGGAGGCGGCACUUCGGCGCCGCGGGAGAUGGACGAUGACACCGAGGGCGUGGGCGAGAGCACCUGCCCCCCCGCCGCCGCCGACCGAGGAACCUCCUCCUCGGCCGGCGGCGGCGGCGGCGGCGGCUCGCACGGUUACACUGACAUCGCCAAGGAGGUCUUCGACCGUCUCCUGGAGAAGGGAAACCCGGAGGUCGUCGCGGACCCGCCGGCCUUCCUCGAACUGCUCUACCGCCACUUCGAGCGCCUGCCGCUGAGCUACGCCAUCGAUGUGAACGUCGAGAAGGCCGAGGACGUGCUGCUGCACCGGACAAUUCUCAACGAGUGCGCCGACCCUGAAAAGCGCCCCAUCUUCCAUGUCCGCUUCUUGCACUGUGCCUCGACCUCGGCGGAUUCACAUGAUAACACGGAGGGCCUCCCUACGAGUGAAAACGGUAAUUGUGGGGGUUCUCAGGCUUCCACUUUGAGAGAAUCUGAGCCUAGAGAAUUUGAGCCAUGCGAAGGGAUGGAGGACCUCAGUUUAACUAGAAAAAAAGUUGUGGAGGAUGACUUUGAGGCCAGUUCUGAGAGGAAAGGCGUAGAAAUCCUCCAUAUCCAUGAAAUUAUUUUUUCUACCAUUGACAAGCCAAAGCUCCUCGCUCAGCUAUCUGCUUUGCUGUCUGAAGUUGGACUGAACAUCCGUGAAGCUCAUGUCUUCUCAACAACUGAUGGCUUUUGUUUGGAUGUAUUUGUUGUUGAUGGCUGGGAUACAGAGGAGACAGAUACUUUGCUACAGAUUCUCAAGGAGACAGCGGCACGAAAUCAUGCCUCAUUAUCAAACCCAACAAAUUCUGCAGCCUCGCAAAGAAUACUGGAACUGCAAGAUCAGAUUGGUGAUUCAAAUGUUGACAGGAGUUUCCUGCAGAUUGGGGAGAAGAUUGCAUCUGGAUCCUCCGGGGACUUGUAUCGAGGAACUUAUCAAGGUGUGGAUGUUGCAGUGAAGUUCCUCAGAACCGAACAUGUUAAUGACUCGUCAAAAGUGGAGUUUUUACAAGAAAUAAUUAUUCUAAAGAGUGUUAAUCAUGAAAAUGUUGUUCGAUUCUAUGGGGCAUGCACAAAGCAGAGACAAUAUGUCAUUGUAACAGAGUAUAUGCCUGGAGGUAAUCUAUAUGAUUUUCUUCACAAGCUAAAUAACACAUUGGAUCUCACAAAGGUUCUUAGGAUUGCUAUUGGCAUCUCCAAGGGAAUGGAUUAUUUGCACCAAAAUAACAUCAUCCAUCGAGACUUGAAGACUGCCAAUUUGCUGAUGGGUUCUGACUAUGUUGUGAAGAUUGCAGACUUUGGAGUCUCAAGGAAUCCGUCUCAAGGGGGAGACAUGACUGCUGAAACUGGUACCUACAGAUGGAUGGCACCUGAGGUAAUAAACCAUAAGCCGUAUGAUCACAGGGCAGACAUCUUCAGCUUUGCUGUCGUUCUGUGGGAGCUGGUCACUUCAAAGAUACCAUACGAGAAUCUGACACCCUUGCAAGCUGCACUGGGAGUAAGGCAGGGACUGCGGUUGGAGAUCCCACCAUUGGUCCAUCCGCAACUGUCUAAACUGAUCCAACGGUGCUGGGAUGAAGAUCCUAACCUGCGCCCCUCCUUCUCAGAGAUCACUGUAGAGCUGGAAGGCAUGUUACGGCAUCAUCAGGCCUCUAAGGGAAGCAACAAACAUUCGAAGGCAAAGGUGCACAAAAAAUCACAGAGAUAGAUAGAUAGAUAGAAUAACAAGGUUGUCAGUAAGCUUGUGCAACAGCUUAGAGGAGCUUGGUUAUCAUAAUCCAAGAUUCUGUGGCUACUACGCUGCAGCUACGGUACGGCGGUUGGUCGCUACGAAGAUGCUGCUAGUGUAGAAUGAUUUUUGUACAAUUGUCACAUAUGUAUAUGUGGGGUGCUUGCCUAUGUUUUUUUUUUUUCUGCCCGAUUGGUGUGUGUUUCUAUUACUCCCAAAAAUAGUAUAUACGGGAGAAAGUGUCGACAAUACAGCAGGACAAGCAAAGACACACGGUAUCGUUGUAUAAAAUAGUUUGCAACCAGCAUAAAAUGCCCUUUAGUUUUUGUAUACGAGACAAAGGAAAUGUAUGUUUUGACUGUUUUGCAUGAACCGUGCAUUGGUUCCUGAA
Messenger RNA from Sorghum bicolor (sorghum), 2572 nucleotides. Its product is annotated as serine/threonine-protein kinase STY8. NCBI's taxonomy places the organism in Eukaryota, Viridiplantae, Streptophyta, Magnoliopsida, Poales, Poaceae. The record is from RefSeq and is a predicted model, not a curated record. Gene Ontology annotation, molecular function: protein kinase activity; ATP binding. The coding region runs from base 460 to 2160 and encodes 566 amino acids. Gene Ontology annotation, biological process: protein phosphorylation. The transcript is spliced from 16 exons.